GGCCGGGCCGGGCAUGGCUGAGGGGGCGGCGGGGCCGGGCGGCGCCGAGCGCUACUUCACACGCUGGUACAAGCCAGACGUGAAGGGGCGGCCGUGCGAGGACUUCUGCGUGCUGCAGCACUCCAACAGAAUCUGUGUCAUCACCUUGGCAGAAGCCCAUCCUCUUCUUCAAAGUGGGAAAACAAUUAAAAACAUUAAUUAUCAAAUCAGUGCAAACUGUAGCAGACUUCAGAAUAAAGUCUCUGGGAAGUCAAAAAGGGAUAUCUUCAUCAGAUGGAGAGGAAUACACCAUUUACAGGUAAGGUUUUUCCCCUUCUUUUCUUACCUUAACAUACCACACACAUCAACAGAAUCUGAACACUUUUGCAGUUGCAUACGGGGGCGGCUGAUUGAAGUGAAUGAGAACAUCCUUAGUAAUCCAGCUCUUCUGCAAGAAAAGCCAUCAACUGAGGGGUACAUUGCAGUGGUUCUACCCAAAUUUGAAGAAAGCAAGAGUAUAACUCAGGGACUUCUGACGCAGAAGGAGUACGAGGAAGUUUUGUUGAAACGCCGCAGUUCUGCUUCAUGAAAUCAAUUCUACAUUCCCAUCUGUGUUUGAUACUAAAUGAGUGACUUUUAUUGUACACUGUGAGUUUUAUACUAUUGAAAAGGCCCAGUGCCAGUUUUUAAAAGUAGAACUAAACUCCUUGAUUCAUAAAAGAAUAAACCAGUUCAAAUAGUUUGUAUAUUAAAAUUUCUGUAAAAACUUGA
This is a messenger RNA of Catharus ustulatus (Swainson's thrush), 750 nucleotides long. RefSeq names its product actin binding transcription modulator (gene ABITRAM). Gene Ontology annotation, cellular component: filopodium tip; lamellipodium; nucleus. Gene Ontology annotation, molecular function: actin monomer binding; actin filament binding. The transcript is spliced from 5 exons. Gene Ontology annotation, biological process: dendrite morphogenesis; regulation of actin filament polymerization; regulation of filopodium assembly. The coding region runs from base 14 to 568 and encodes 184 amino acids. The record is from RefSeq and is a predicted model, not a curated record. Lineage: Eukaryota; Metazoa; Chordata; Aves; Passeriformes; Turdidae.